Ostertagia ostertagi is the source of this 354-nucleotide messenger RNA. Lineage: Eukaryota; Metazoa; Nematoda; Chromadorea; Rhabditida; Trichostrongylidae. The record is from the annotation of a GenBank genome assembly.
AUGGCGGCCGUUUCGUUAAGGAAAUUCGGUCUCCUAACUACUGCUAUUGGUCUGGUUUAUCUUCAUGCUACAGAUCGUGACAAUUGCAUUGUACUUAAAAUUGACACUCAAAUGACUUCCGUACAAGAUUGCUCACCGUUCGGUUUCCAUUUUGAACUCGACAAGAAGAGAUAUCAUGAGCGAAAGAAGCAAAUCAGACGUCAAAGUGAGUUUCAUUUGUUUUACGUUGAAGAUCUCAAGGAGACAAUUGUUCUCAUGCAGGGAAUAAUUGCCGAAACAACUGUAGACGUGAUUAAUAUUACUUUAUCAUAUAAUGGAACAACAAGAGACGAAAAGCUCACCAGAUUAUUAAAG